Penicillium argentinense is the source of this 1356-nucleotide messenger RNA. Its product is annotated as NAD(P)/FAD-dependent oxidoreductase. The coding region runs from base 1 to 1356 and encodes 451 amino acids. The transcript has 4 exons. Gene Ontology annotation, cellular component: cytoplasm. The record is from RefSeq and is a predicted model, not a curated record. Gene Ontology annotation, molecular function: oxidoreductase activity. NCBI's taxonomy places the organism in Eukaryota, Fungi, Ascomycota, Eurotiomycetes, Eurotiales, Aspergillaceae.
AUGACAGCCAAAACAGAAAGCAGCAAUUUCUAUCCACAGCCCGCAACCGGGUCCUCCCGCCCAUUCUGGCGAACAACACCGCACGCACUCGACAACCACCGCACAACCGAAAACCUACCCUCCGAAACCGACAUCCUGAUUAUCGGCGGUGGCUACGCCGGCGCCUCAACCGCGUAUCAUCUUUUCCAGGAAGGUAGCGCGCCGCGGGUGGUGCUGCUCGAGGCUCGGGAGUUGUGCUCCGGCGCGACGGGUAGGAACGGUGGCCAUUUGAGACCGGAUCUAUACGCAAUCACGUCCAAAUACGCCGAGCGCUAUGGUCUCGAAGCUGCCGUGGAAGUCGUCCGAUUCGAGAUGUCGCAUCUGAAAGAGAUCGCGAAUCUGGUCGAGAAGGAAAACAUCGACUGUGAAUUCACGCUCGCCCGCUCAUUGGACAUCUACAUGGAUGAGGACGAGCUAGCGAAGCGCAAGGAAUUCGUCGACUAUCUCCGUGUCCAGGGUCUCGACUUCAUGGAUGAUGUCAAGUACAUGUCUGAACAGGAAGUGCAAGAAAAAGCCCAUGUCCGCAACGCAAAAGGCGGCUUCAGCUUCUCAGCCGGCCACCUCUGGCCCUACAAACUAAUAACCCAACUCAUCACCAUCGCCCUAUCCCACGGCCUAAACCUCCAAACACACACGCAGGUCCUGGAAAUCGGAUCAACCCGCAAGAACGGCCUCUGGCCCGUAACAACAAACCGCGGCACAAUUAACGCACAAAAAAUAAUUCUCGCGACAAACGCAUUUACCAAAGCGUUGGCACCCGAGUACUCUCAAGCGAUAAUCCCGUGCAAAGGUCUCUGCACGCAGAUUGAAGCGGCCCCCGGAAAACCGUUCCAGAGGCUACCGGAGACGUAUGCUAUUCGUCACGGGCCGGGUGCGUUCAUUUACCAGAUCUCCCGCAAAGAUGGGUCGAUCAUUGUUGGAGGUGCGCAGUAUCGGUACAAGGAUGAUUUGGGGGUUUGGUAUGAUAACUCGGAUGAUGGGUCUUUGAUUCCGCAGGUCGAAGGGUAUUUUGAUGGAUAUAUGCAGCGGACAUUCUUUGGAUGGGAGGAUAGUGGGGCGGUGGUUAAGCAUAAGUGGACUGGUGUUAUGGGGUAUAGUGCUGACUCGUUGCCGCAUGUUGGAGAGGUCCCUGAGAAGCCCGGGCAGUUUAUUGCGGCUGGUUUCAAUGGGCAUGGGAUGCCGGUGGUUUUUCUUUCUGCGAAGGGGGUGGCGAAGAUGGCGUUGAAGAGGGUUUCGUUCAAGGAGACGGGUUUGCCUAGGUUGUUUGAGACUUCGAUUGAGAGGCUAGAUCCGAUUUAUAAUGAUAUUUUUGGGUGA